This is a messenger RNA of Galleria mellonella (greater wax moth), 3218 nucleotides long. RefSeq names its product prolyl 4-hydroxylase subunit alpha-2-like (gene PH4alphaEFB). Gene Ontology annotation, cellular component: endoplasmic reticulum. Gene Ontology annotation, biological process: peptidyl-proline hydroxylation to 4-hydroxy-L-proline. The transcript is spliced from 13 exons. Gene Ontology annotation, molecular function: procollagen-proline 4-dioxygenase activity; iron ion binding; protein binding. NCBI's taxonomy places the organism in Eukaryota, Metazoa, Arthropoda, Insecta, Lepidoptera, Pyralidae. Bases 246 to 1916 code for a protein of 556 amino acids. The record is from RefSeq and is a predicted model, not a curated record.
AAACUUGACUGUCUUUUGAGUAAAUAUAAAUAUAUUUUCAACUUAUUAUAAACAAAAUUUGAAAAAUAUAAUAAAUUAUAUAAUUGUAAUAUAAAUUAUUUCUUAUGUUUAAUUUAAGAAGUAACGCACUGCUGUUAAUUUGCAUUUUACUGUAAAUUCUAAACACAUGAGAGAAUGAUGAGAACGAACAAACAGGACAAAUAAAAAAUCGAGGCUUAAAAGAGAGAAAUAUUAGUUUCAACAAAAUGGUUCCUGGUAUGUGUAAUAUGUUGUCAUUAAUAUGUUAUCUAUUUGUGUCGAAUAUGGUUUUUAUACGAGCCGAACUAUUCACCGCCAUAUCAGAGAUGGAACCUCUAUUGGAAACACACAAAAGGAUCAUAGACGAUUUAGAUGAUUACGUAGAUAAGGAAGAGAAAAGGCUAAUGACCUUAAAGAAACAUUUGAUUCUGUACAAACGAGAGCACGAAAAGGCAUUGGAAGAUAUCCCAAAUUAUUUGGGCAACCCCAUAAAUGCUUUCACUCUCAUAAAAAGACUGACUACAGAUUUAGAUCAUAUAGAGCAUAGUAUUAAAAUAGGGACAGAUUAUAUAAAGAACGUGACCAUUAAUUAUGACGACGUGAAAUAUCCCAGCGAAGAAGACCUCUCAGGAGCUGCGCAGGCGCUGACACGGUUACAGGAGACCUAUCACCUUGACGUCAAAGAUCUCUCCGAAGGAAUAUUGAAUGGAGUCAUUUACAGUACGCCAAUGACGGUAAGCGACUGUUACGAGCUCGGUCGGUCGCUGUACAAUGACAAAGAUUACAGUAACGCUCUCACGUGGAUGAUGGAAACACUACGGAAGUAUAAAGAAGAAAAUGAACCGUAUCCAUUUGAUGAGGUCGAUAUAUUGGAGUAUAUUAGUUUCAGUCAUUAUAUGCUGGGUGACGUCAGAAAAGCAAUAGAGUGGACUAAAACGUUGUUGAAGCUUGCUCCCAAUCACCCACGCGCGCGCGGCAACAUACCGCAUUAUAUGAAGGAAAUAGAAGAGGAAGACACAAAACUGAAACGAAGGCGUAGAGGGGAUACUGGAGAAGUGACAAAAGAAAAAGAUCCCGAAGUCGUUGAGGAGUUAAGCGAAUAUCAAAAGGACAGGAUAAAUUACGAGGCUCUUUGUCGUGGUGAUAUGCGUCUACCGAGUUAUUUCACUAAAGACCUACACUGCCGCUAUCUUACAGAAAACCACCCAUUUCUUAUACUAGCACGGGUGAAAAUGGAAAUUAUAUACCUGAACCCAGACGUGGUUGUGUUCCACGAUGUGUUGAGUGAUGAUGAGAUAGAGUACAUUAAGACGUUGGCUAAACCGAGGUUCAAGCGCGCGGUUGUGCACGACCCCCGAACCGGUGAGUUAGUGCCGGCCAACUACAGGAUAAGCAAGUCGGCGUGGCUUCGGGACGAGGAGUCUGACGUUGUCUCGCGGAUAUCACAGCGUGUCGCCGACAUCACCGGCCUCAGUAUGGACACCGCUGAAGAAUUGCAGGUCGUCAAUUAUGGAAUCGGAGGACAUUACGAGCCUCAUUUUGAUUUCGCUCGGAAGCAAGAAAAUGCAUUCAAAAAAUUCAGCGGUAACAGAAUUGCUACAGUGCUGUUUUAUAUGUCGGAAGUGGCCCAAGGGGGCGCUACGGUGUUCACGCGGCUGGGUCUCAGCGUGUUCCCGAUCAAGGGUGCAGCGUUGUUCUGGAUGAACUUACACCCUUCCGGUGAAGGCGACAUUUCCACGCGUCACGCCGCUUGCCCAGUACUGCGGGGCUCUAAAUGGGUGUCAAACAAAUGGAUUCAUCAAGGAGGUCAGGAAUUAUUGAAACCGUGCGACCUGGAAUAUCAGGAUGAGGCCUACAUGCGUAAGAUACCUCGACCAAUACCGAAAACCUCCAGGUAGGAUUCUCUUAUUCCUCCACGGAUUACCAUGAAUUAGCGAGAUGAGUAGAAGCAAAAGUGGAUAUAACACUUUCCUUAGUCAAAUAUUAUAUUACUCCGAUGUUACUUAUGUUUGUACGCGAUAUGUACAUGAUGCAAUAAUGUAAUACUUAAAAAUCCAAAACAUAGCUAUAAUGGAUAAUAAUAACUGAAUCUUAAAAACACUUUAAAGAUUUUUUUUCCUAAUUGUUUUAUAAAGUGUACUCGACAUAAAAUUAUAUUUAGAAACAAAAUAUUUUUACUGCAUUUAUUAAUAAUAAAAGUUGAACAUGAAUAUGUUAUAAAAGUAAAGAAUAUUCAAGGAAUCUUGAAUAUUAUUUACUUUUAUAACAAUUGUUCACAGUCAAUUACAUUAGAGUUAUAUGAUAUUUGACAAAAUGUUACCGUAAGGCCAUCAUUGCAUUUUGAUAUUGACUAAAUCGUUGUACAAAAAUAUAGUAGUAAAAUAAGUAAAUGUACUGUUAGUAUGUAAUUACGAAACAGGUUUAGUUCAAAUAUAACGCCAUAACAAUGAUAAUUAACAUAAUUUUUAAUAUAUCAAUUUCUCAAUUGCUUAUAAGUAGCUGAAUGUUCAAUAAAUUUAAGAGUAUAUUCACACGGAACGUGUAGUCAGCCCUGACUAUGAGCAAGUGUUACACAUUUAUUUCACAAAACUUUGAACUUUUCAUUCAAUGUUUCAAAUCACUAAAUGAAAGUUUACAGUGACAGUCGACGGCUGGCCAUUCGUUCAGUGUGAAUGCAGCCUAAUAAAUGUAAAUGUUUGUAGGUGUUUUCGAUUUUUUUUAUAAAUUGUAUUAAAAUUAAUUGUCUCGUGUAAAUCGUAUAGCUUAAUUAUGCCAACUAGAAGUAGUUCUUGCCAGGAGCAAAUAUUAUGACAAUUUAGAAUAAUUUUUAAUUUUAAAAAAGAUUUAUACAAAAAAAUAUGAGAGGCUAUGUUACAAUGGCCGUGAUAUUGCAACCAGUGCUAAUUUUACAUAGAUAUAAAUUAAUAGAAAGUAAGGAUUUUCGUUUACGAAGAAUUUAUUUUUAACCAAAUAAUUUCCUAUUGUGUUUUGUUUCCAAUUUUGUUGGUUCUUAAUAAAGGCAUUUAUAUAUUUAAAUAUUUAUUAUUGCGAUAAUUUAAGCAAGUGUUUUUACAAAUCACAAGUACCACAAAUUAUAUUUUUUUUUAACACGACAUACGUUGACUCGUCUUACUACAGCAAAUUGAAGUGAUUACGUUUCAUAUUGUAUAUUGAUUUUUGAAUGAACAUAUCAAUAAAUA